Macrosteles quadrilineatus (aster leafhopper) is the source of this 1885-nucleotide messenger RNA. RefSeq names its product ER degradation-enhancing alpha-mannosidase-like protein 1. The record is from RefSeq and is a predicted model, not a curated record. Bases 51 to 1757 code for a protein of 568 amino acids. Gene Ontology annotation, biological process: carbohydrate metabolic process; mannose trimming involved in glycoprotein ERAD pathway; endoplasmic reticulum mannose trimming. NCBI's taxonomy places the organism in Eukaryota, Metazoa, Arthropoda, Insecta, Hemiptera, Cicadellidae. The transcript is spliced from 10 exons. Gene Ontology annotation, molecular function: mannosyl-oligosaccharide 1,2-alpha-mannosidase activity; calcium ion binding. Gene Ontology annotation, cellular component: membrane; endoplasmic reticulum.
CUGGAUGGAAAGUUAGGUUAAAACUAUGUAUUGGUUAAUGAGCGGUGAAUAUGUUUUCAAUUUUCUUUUACCGACAUACUUUUUUAAUUUUGAUAUUAAAAAUAUAUACUCAUAGUCUUGAAAACUAUUAUGUUUUUAAAAAUGGCCCACUGGAUUACUUGGAGAAAAGAUAUGGAUCAUUUCCUGAAUCUUUGAGGUUAGAACUUUUGGAAAAAGCAAGAGAAAUGUUUUACUUCGGAUAUAAUAACUAUAUAGAGCACGCAUUCCCUAAGGAUGAAUUAAAUCCAAUUUUAUGCACUGGAAGAGGACCUGAUUAUGACAAUCCGUCCAAUAUCAAUAUCAAUGAUAUUCUCGGUGACUACUGCCUAACCUUAGUCGAUGCCUUAGACACUUUAGCAGUCAUGGGAAAUAUUACCAGGUUUCAGCACGCCGUGUCUCUAGUUUUAGAACAUGUAGAUUUUGACAAAGAUAGUGUUGUCCAAGUUUUUGAAGUCAAUAUUAGAAUAAUUGGUUCAUUACUGUCGACUCAUCUCUUAAUGAUAGACAAGGAGGAACCUUUUGGUAAACUUGCGCCAGAUUGGUAUGAUGAUCAGCUGUUACAUUUGGCACAUGAUCUCGCUACAAGACUGAUUCCAGCAUUUGAAAACAGUUCUACAGGUCUUCCUCAGCCCAGGGUGAACCUUCGUCAUGGAAUGCCAGAAGAGCCGAUUACAAGCGAGACGUGCCCAGCAGGUGCAGGUUCACUCUUGCUUGAGAUGGGAAUUUUGAGCCGACUUCUCAAUGACCCUGUGUAUGAAGGUUAUGCUCGCCGUGCCAAUAAAGCCUUAUGGAACUAUCGUGCCAAAAAUACAGGAUUAUUAGGUAAUGUGAUAGAUGCAUCGUCAGGCCAAUGGGUCGGGCGACUUAGUGGACUAGGGGCUGGUUUGGACUCCUUCUAUGAAUAUCUACUCAAGUCGUACAUCAUGUUUGGGGAGACUGAGGACUAUCAUAUGUUUGCCCAUUUCUACCAAAGCAUUCAUGACCAUAUGCGGAGAGGCCGCCCUCAAUGCAAUAAAGGCAUUGGCGAUCAUCCCCUGUUCGUUAAUGUAGACAUGCACACCGGUUCAAUCCACACAACGUGGAUAGAUUCUCUGCAAGCUGCGUUUGCUGGAGUACAGGUACUGAAUGGUGAUAUUGAUGAGGCUAUUUGCACUCAUGCACUUUACUAUUUGAUUUGGAAACGCUUUGGGGUCUUGCCAGAACGUUGGAAUUGGAAAAGUUUGGCAGCUGAUGUGUCAUUCUACCCUCUCCGGCCCGAAUUGAUAGAAUCCACUUAUCUUCUAUACCAGGCGACAAAAAGUCCAUUUUACCUUCAUGUGGGCCAAGAAAUCUUGGAGAAUCUGAACCAGUUUACCAGAACAGAUUGUGGUUAUGCGACUGUACACAGCGUAUCUGAUAUGAGUCUUGAGGAUCGGAUGGAAAGCUUCUUCCUCAGUGAAACAGUCAAGUAUCUUUACCUUUUGUUUGAUAAGGACAACCAUGUGAAUAAGAACUUUGACAAGUACAUAUUUAGCACAGAAGGCCACAUCUUCCCUGUAGAAAGAAGAUUCAGAGAAAAACUGUGGUAUGAUGAAGACAAACCAGUUGUGCCUCUUUCACACUAUAACAUUACGGAGCCUACUUGUGAGUCAGUGGACAGUCUCAAGAAGUACUUUAUGCCACUGAAGAGCCAGUACCUGUUACAAGUCGGUGAAGCAAUUGGAAUCAGCGAGUACUGACAUAUCUGAGAUAUGCUGAUGGGUUUUAACUGAGAGCUAUAUAUUUUUCCAUGUUGUUAUAUUAUUUUUGUACUAUGAAAAGUCUAAUCAGAUACAGAAAAUUAUUUACUGUAUAUAUAUAUAUAUAU